Messenger RNA from Pungitius pungitius (ninespine stickleback), 3102 nucleotides. RefSeq names its product testis associated actin remodelling kinase 2 (gene tesk2). The coding region runs from base 848 to 2671 and encodes 607 amino acids. The transcript has 13 exons. NCBI's taxonomy places the organism in Eukaryota, Metazoa, Chordata, Actinopteri, Perciformes, Gasterosteidae. Gene Ontology annotation, molecular function: protein serine/threonine kinase activity; ATP binding. Gene Ontology annotation, cellular component: nucleus; cytoplasm. Gene Ontology annotation, biological process: actin cytoskeleton organization; protein phosphorylation. The record is from RefSeq and is a predicted model, not a curated record.
AAUGUACCUGCCAAUCAAAACGUGGGGCGGGUUAAGCGCGAGUCACUCGGGAGAGGGCGAAGAGAGACGGCGGAGCUGUCAAACGGCAACAAAUCGGCUGAACUAACAUCCCGGGCGGUUCGAAACACGUCGUACUUUGCUCCCUUUCUUUCUUUUUUUUUUAGUGGCAAACGAGCGGGACGGGAGCGGACUUCGGGAGCACUCUGAGCUUUCGACCUUUGGGAAUUCGGACUUCUUAAACCGCCCCUGCGACGAAAAAAAACUUCCUGUUUUUUACGCGUGUGGGUGAACCGAGCUAACGUUCGUUAGCUCUUCGCUUAGCUGAGAGUUUUGUUGACACACUGCAGCCACGCAGCUCGCGGGACCUCACUUUUCUUUUUUUUCUUCUUUUUUUUAUAUCGUUCGUCGUUUAUUUUCUUCCAUAAAUGCGACCCGACAGGAGGGCAUGGCACCCGGCUUCGUCUGCUCUUGUACUCAUUCCCCGGAGGUAAAACCAGGUCUCCAACGGCUCCCGAUACAUCUGUCGAACAUGUGAGAACCCUCUCGUCCUGGUGGACUUUCCACUUUUCGCGCAGAGAGGAGCCGGACCCGUUCGGAAACACCCUGGAUCCAGCCCGGCUUGGGUGAAUCCCGCGGGUGUCGUCCCCCCCCCCCCCCCCCCCCCCCGCGCUGAAACAUUCGCCUGAAAGUCUAUGGUAGUGACGUAUUCUCUGCCAGGACACGAACUGAGUGACGCCCGUGCUGCCGUGGAACCCUCGGCCCCCCGUUAAAAAAACAAUCCAGUGGCUCCUGUCAUGUGGGUACGUUGCAGAACAAGGUCACUGGUAUCGCCGUCUCUCACGUCACCAUGGACCGGAAUAAACGCAACUCCAUCGCUGGGCUCCCCACGCGGCCCGACCGCGGCGGCGAGGACGCAGCGGGUUUCGGAGGGGUAGGGGGCAGCGAGAUGGGCCCGGGGCCGCCCUCGCAGGUGGGCCGGGUGUGGCCAUCGUCCUACAGAGCCCUCAUCAGUGCCUUCUCAUGUCUCACACGCCUUGAUGACUUCACCUGUGAGUGGAUUGGCUCCGGAUUCUUCUCUGAUGUCUACAAGGUACGUCAUCGGGCCUCAGACCAAGUCAUGGCGCUGAAGAUGAACAAGCUCAGCAGCAACCGAGCGAACAUGUUGAGAGAGGUGCAGCUGAUGAACCGCCUCUCCCAUCCGUACAUACUCAGGUUCAAGGGAGUGUGUGUCCACGAGGGCCAGCUUCACGCUCUGACCGAGUACAUCAACGGAGGGAACCUGGAGCAGCUGAUAGACAGCAACAAGCACCUGAGUUGGCCCACGAGGGUGAAGCUGGCCUCUGAGAUCGCCGGCGGUUUGUCCUACCUGCACUCCAAGGGCAUCUUCCACCGGGACCUCACCUCCAAGAACUGCCUGAUCAAAUGUGAGGAGAGUGGCUACACAGCGGUGGUGGGAGACUUUGGCCUCGCAGAAAAGAUCCCCACCAACCUUGCUGAAGUGGAGAAGCUGUCGGUGGUCGGCUCUCCUUUUUGGAUGGCUCCAGAGGUUCUGAGAAACGAGCCCUACGACGAGAAGGCCGACGUCUUCUCCUUCGGCAUCGUCCUGUGUGAGAUCAUCGCGAGGGUCCAGGCCGACCCCGACUUCCUGCCCCGCACGGAGAACUUCGGCCUGGACUAUCACACCUUCCAGCACAUGGUCGGAGACUGUCCACACGACUUCCUCCAGCUGGCCUUCAACUGCUGCAACAUGGACCCCAAACUGCGUCCUUCCUUCCCGGACAUCGUCAGGCACCUCGAGGAGAUUCUCGCCGGCCUCAAAGCCGACGAGACGGAGCGCGAGUGCGACCCGCUCGGCGGGGACGUCGACAAGAAGGCGGCGUCCAACGGGGAGAAGAUCCAGGGCUUCAAGCGGCUGAACCCUCUGGGUUUCCAGGACGACAAAAUCCCUCCAAAGUCGCCGCGCCCCCGGCGAAACAUCUGGCUCAGCCGCAGCCAGUCGGACAUCUUCUCCUGCAAGCCGGGCAGGAAAGUGAACGUCCAGGACCCUUACUACAACCCCACCAUCGCCCAGAGGGCCUCCAAGGCCCGCAAGGUCAACCCCUUCACCGCCCGAGAGGACCUGUGCGGCGGCAAGAUCAAGUUCUUCGACGUGCCGAGCGCGUCCGUCUUCUCGCUGGUGUUUGACCUCCACUCGCCUCCGGGCAGCGCGUUCAGCGACCAGCCGGCGGCCCACGGCGCCGCGGGGGGCCAGCAGGGCACGUCGUACUACUGGAGGCAGCUGCCGGGGCGGCGCUGUCACUCUCUGCCCGUCUCCCCCCAGCUGCCGCGCUCCGAGGUCUUCCAGCUCGCCGCCGAGGUCGGCGCCAGCCACAACGGCGCCGUCACCUGCAACUCCGGCCUGCUCGCCAGCGCGCUGCCGGCAAUUAACUUCCGGUCUGACGCCGUCCUGGCGGCGAAAGCCUUGCUGAUCAGCUGGGCGAAGAAAUACGUCGUGGUUGAGAUCCCACCUUACUGCAGGCAGCGAGGAGGGGGGGAGGACGCAGAGGAGAGGACGCAGGAGCUCGGAGACGGCAGCGAGAGGAACGGUGGGGAGGCCAUGGAGUGCUCCAGCCUCCUGGAGGAGGAGCGGGAGAGAGGGGACAGACCCCUGCCCGAUGUAACGCACAUGUAAACACACACACACACACACGUGGUGGUUUGGGAGGGAGGGGUGUGUGAGGACUUCUGAGGAUGGAGGACACGGAGGCUGCUGACUGAAAGAAUGGGAAACAAAGCGAACAAACACUUGAUUUCUAUCUCUCAAGUGAAUGUAUCACAAAUCAAGCGCACCCGGUGGAGAUGACUAACAUCUGUGGGACGGGACGAGUCUUCAUUUAGCACCAAAAAAAAAAUAACCGCUUUUUUCAACGGACACUCGACAUAGAGAUUAUUUUUUUGAGACGGUUGUUUAUAUUUAAUAUUGUGAGAUGAUGUAGGUGUUCUUCCUUUGUAAAGGUGUCGUAUAUAAUGCGUCUUGUGAAUGGAGAUCCCUUGUGUUGUGUAUUUGUGACCGUUUGAAAAUCAAAGCUUAGUGUUUUGAUAUUUUCCCUCCUGUGUUCUUUG